CGAACCGAGCCGUCCAGCUCCAAGGCCGGUUCAACCAAAAGUAUAAACUCCAAGGCCCACAUUUUCCUUUUCCAAGGACCAAAGAAUCUGAAAAUCUCAGAUCUCAAUUCUCCGAAAACCCUCGCAGUGAUCUACACGUCGUCUUUCUCUCUCCUUCGCCACGUGUGGACCUCUUGACAAUCGAUCGGGGGUGGCCGGCGUUUAUUUUCCGAUCGAUUCUGUUGCCUCUCCCUCCCACUGCUUCCUUCCGCACUUUUUCCAUAAUUACGGAAAUGGCAGAGGAUUCUAGAAAGGAUAGUGGGGAAGUUGAUGCCAACCUUACAGAUGCUGAGAUGGAAAAAAUUAAGAAGAAGAAGAAAAAGGGUUUGUUCUCGAGAGUAUGGAAUGCAGUAUUUCGAUCACAGGGUGAUGAUUUUGAGAAGAGACUGAAACACAUCACUAAGGAAGAGGCAGCUGUUCUUUCUAGAAUGAGAAGGCGCUCCCAAAGCUUGAGGGGGAUGAUAAGAAAUUUCAUCAUACUUUCGGCACUUUUGGAGGUUGUUGCAGUGGGUUAUGCCAUAAUGACUACUAGAACAUUGGAGUUGGAUUGGAAGAUGAGGGCCUUGCAUGUUUUGCCGAUGUUUCUUGUGCCUGGUUUUUCUUUUCUUACUUAUUCAGCGUUGAACAGCUUCAGCAGGAUGCUUGAUCGCAAAGACCAUAAUACUGUGGAAAGAUUAAGGGAUGAAAGGCAAGCCAAGAUUGAUGAACUGAAGGAGAAGACAAAUUAUUACAUCACGCAGCAACUCAUUCAGAGGUAUGAUCCUGACCCUGCUGCCAAGGCUGCUGCUGCAACAGUUCUGGCUUCAAAGUUAGGAGCAGAUUCUGGCCUUAAAGUCUAUUUGGGAGAUGAAUCUAAAUUAACAGCGCCUGUUGGAAAGAGUAAUGAUGUAGAGCUUGUGCAUCCUGGUGGGCUACGGAAUAGGAAGCAGGUGCAGACCAGAGAUGGUAGCACUGGUAGCACAGUAUUGCAUCCUGACGAAGAGGAAAUGAUUCACCAAACAGGACCUGAGGGGCUUGACGUUUCUUCCCAUCAGCAGCUGGUUGUUGAGCAUCACCAGCUGACUGGAUCGAGUACACCAGAUGGUGGAUGGUUUGCUCGAAUUGCAGCUUUGCUUGUUGGAGAUGAUCCAACCCAGUCAUAUGCACUUAUAUGUGGCAACUGCCAUAUGCACAAUGGGCUUGCUAGAAAAGAGGAUUUCCCUUAUGUAACGUACUACUGCCCCCAUUGCAGUGCUCUAAAUAGGUCAAAACAACCAGAUGGACGUAACUCCGAAUCAAAUUCCCCUGAUAGGAGUUCCUCGACGAGUAAUAGUGAUGCUGAGGUGACCAAGAAUGCUGCUAGUGCUGUGGUGAAGACAUCUGCAACUAGCAGCCCUCAUAGCCCGGUUGAUGCAGCUUCUGGGACGGCAGAAAGCGAUAUAGUGGCAUCAGAUGGUCCAGUUAGUUAAUUGCAGCCAUGGAUUGGACUUCUUCUGGUUUUCCUGCUUGGUUUUAAAAUUGUGGAACGAAAGUUCUUUUUAGGGAUGUUGCAAUUUGAUAGCAAAUAUGAGGUAACGAAUGAUGAUCAAUCAGGAUUCUAAGGCAUGCUUUUUCCUGAUGUGGAGUUUAACAAAUUAAGGUUGCCGGCUUACUGCGUGAUUGCUGCCUGCGUGGUUUAUGAGGUAAUGCUGAAGACGUCUUCAAGUCCUGGUGCAUGGAGCCGUGAUAUGGUUCGUAGAAUUUUUGUUUUUCUGCUUUUGCUUUUCGUUUUUUUCCCCCCUCCAUCUUACCCCUUUGGUUGUUGGUAUAGUACUGUAAUAUUAGAUUUUGGCAAUCGUUUGUAAAUGCUACUGUAAAAACAGAGAUACUCUUUCGAGAAUCGAAAAAGGGACUCAAAGAUGGUCUUUUGCCAGGA
This is a messenger RNA of Coffea eugenioides, 1933 nucleotides long. RefSeq lists its product as uncharacterized. Gene Ontology annotation, biological process: endoplasmic reticulum tubular network organization. The transcript is spliced from 6 exons. NCBI's taxonomy places the organism in Eukaryota, Viridiplantae, Streptophyta, Magnoliopsida, Gentianales, Rubiaceae. Gene Ontology annotation, cellular component: endoplasmic reticulum tubular network. The record is from RefSeq and is a predicted model, not a curated record. The coding region runs from base 273 to 1487 and encodes 404 amino acids.